AUGAGAAACUUGUACUUGAUCUUGCUCCACAUUUUCCUAACCUUUGUGGUGACACAUUCAGCACCUAAAGAAUCUGUUAUAACAAAUCUUCCAGGCUUCAAUGGCUCUCUACCUUCAAAGCACUAUGGAGGGUAUGUGACAAUAGAUGAAAGUCAUGGUAAGAACUUGUAUUACUAUUUUGUUGAAUCAGAAAGUAAUUCAUCAUCAAAGGACCCUAUUGUUCUAUGGCUUAAUGGUGGACCAGGAUGUUCUAGUUUUGAUGGUUUUGGUUAUUUGAUUGGAAAUCCUGUUGCUGAUGAAAUAUUUGAUGGCAAUGCUCUUGUUCCUUUUGCACACGGAAUGGGUCUUAUCUCUGAUCAAAUAUUUGAGAACAUAACAAAAGCAUGCAACGGGACUUUCUAUGCAACAAACUCUAGUGAUUGUAACCAUUGUUUGUCAAACCUUGACGAUAUAAUUGCUUUAGAUAAUGUCUUCACUUCCAAUCGAUUUUGGUUAAUGGAUUAA
Vicia faba (fava bean) is the source of this 504-nucleotide messenger RNA. The record is from the annotation of a GenBank genome assembly. NCBI's taxonomy places the organism in Eukaryota, Viridiplantae, Streptophyta, Magnoliopsida, Fabales, Fabaceae.